AUGAAAACAGUAACGAUAUUCUGGAUUUUGAUUUGGGUCUACGCUAGCAUUACCGCAGUGACCUCUGGUUACCUGUGGUCUUUGGAAUGGUUAGGAGGCCCACAGUCAGAUAAGACUGCCAUUAGUCACGACAUCACUAACGACCAUUACGUGGAUCCGAACGAAACGAAUCCCGAAACCAAGAAAGCUAUUCAAUAUGGCUCUAUUAUACUUGUGGUCUCUCUCGUUGUGCUUGUUCUGAAAAUGGUGGCUUGGAGUAUUGCCAGGCGGGUAUUUAAGGAA
Messenger RNA from Strongylus vulgaris, 282 nucleotides. The record is from the annotation of a GenBank genome assembly. Lineage: Eukaryota; Metazoa; Nematoda; Chromadorea; Rhabditida; Strongylidae.